UUAUAAAAAAAAAGAAAAUGACGCCAUGCAAGCCUUUAACCAAACCAAGGUAUUUACAAGAAAUCAGUGAAGAAAGUAGUUUACCCCCACUGACGGACAACACUUUCAACCAACUUGAUACGAGGCGAAAAAAAAAACCUCUUCACUGUUUUAAAAAGGAAGAUUGUCUUUCUGGAUUUGGUACCUGUCAAAACUCUAUUUGUACUGGUUUUUUUCCUGAUCUCAACGAUGAGCGGACAAUCAAAUGUGUGUCUGGUUAUAUCUGCAAAUCACAUCCUGGGGAUUUACCUGGGGCGGGUGUUAACAAUGAUUUCCAAAUUAUAGGUAUUCAUCCUGACGACUCUUGUGGAUCUGCAGAACCCCUUGCUGCAACAGAAUCUCUUUUCGCUAACAGUAACCGAUGGCAAUGUGAGAAGUCGAACGAAAAUGACUGUAUAUUUACAGCGGGAGUAGGCUACCCGAGAAACCUAUCCAGUCCAAUAGAAACAAUUCGUUUAUGCGGUUGCCCGGGAAUUGAUACAAAUAAUAACGGAAGGGUUUGUGAUUCGAAAAGUGAAUUCUACGUUCCACUAGGAUAUAUCUCCAUACAAGAAUGUUUAAGAAAUGCUCAUUGCGUUGAUUUAGGUCUCGCUUCUUGUGAUGUAGACCACUGUGUUCGUGGUGUUGCUGUGGCAGCCACCGCUGGAUUAAAAGUCUUACAAUGUUUAACGUCCCAAAAUUGUCGUAUGAAAAGUUUAGGUGCUCAAGCUGUUGCAGAAUCCAUGAAAUUGUUACCUAUAGCAUCGUCGCACAGCUGCGGUGCUAAACGCGCUUUGGAUCCUGAUGCCAUUAGCGAUGCAGCUCUACCCUGUGUUGUUCAAUUGUCCCCCGAAGGUCGAUGUGAAGUGAAUCUUGGUUUCAAGUCGUUCGGCUCCAGUCGAUUAUGUGGCUGUUUAGGAGAUCCUGGAGGCAAUGGACGCGAUUGUGAUCAAGUGGAAGAUUUCACUGACGAAAUGGGAUUAAUAGAUAAUGGUGAAUGUUCUACAGACGAAGAUUGUUCACAAAAAUACAGCAUUUGCAUUAAUCAACAAUGUCAAGUCGACAAUCUUGAGCCAAAAGUCAUUGAUUCUAUUCCAAGAAAUGGAUCAUAUGCUGUUCCUCCUAUUAACCAAAUCUCGUUACUAUGGCAUGAAACCAUACAAUUUAUUGAUACCGAUCGAAAAGUGGUUAUUCUUAAUACGGAUCCCAAUUUAAAAUUAAAGUGGGAAGUUAAAUUACAAGACCCUUCAACGUACUCCAUUGCUGAAACUGGUUAUAAAGUGGAAAUUGUGCAAGGCACUCAACUUCGUAUUAUUCCAGAUAUCUCCAUAGCAAGCUUUCCUGAAGGAAAUUAUUUAAUUAUUUAUGAAGGAGGAAUCGUAGCUGAUAUGGCGGGAAACACAAAUACAGGAGCUAUGGAUAUACAAUUUACAGUUUCUAAAAAUGCUGGCUGUCCGUAUCUUGCUGUCACAGGUUUCUCACCCAUUCAACAUAAUCCCAAUGGAGUUUAUUUUUCAAUUGAACCUAUAAACAAUCAUGCUGCGUGGAUUCGUGUGGGUAAACCUGAAACCGUUUAUAUCUUUUGGCAUCCGGAGAUGCAGCAUGAUGUUAAAAAAGGUUCAUGGGUCAUUUCUCCACAAAAAGAAUCACGUCAAGUGAUUGCUUUUGAAAAUACUACCAAUCAAGAAAGUCUCCAUGAAUCUUUACGUCCAGAAGGCCACCAUUGGAAUAAGUUUCAGAUUAAUCAAGUCAUUGAUCUUCACGAUAUUCACAUUUUGUGCACGUCUGUACAAGACACUGAAUUUCCUAAACUACUUAAAAUCUCGCCACCCAAUGGUGCCAAAUCUGUACCAACAGAAAAGUGUAAGAUUGAACUGACAUUUUCCAAACCUGUGACAUACGGACACUGGUCCAAUAUUACGAUCGCAUCCGACAAAGACUCCAUAACGUUAUAUCCAGAUGUUGAGUCAGGAUUCCGUGGUCAAAGCAUUAAAGCCUUUAUGAAUGAAACUGUUUUAAUUGAUUUAAGCGAUGUGUAUAUUUUGAGUCCAGGAACUGUUUACCAAGUCACUGUUUAUGUUGGGUUUGUCACAGAUUUAUGGUAUAAUUAUUGGGACGAAGAAGGUGUUAUUUUAACCUUCACAACGUAUGGAGUUUCAUGUCAACCAUUUGAAGACCUUGGAGAAGCGUACAUUGUUGAAGGGAAUCAUACUAACAAAAACGGAGAUAGUUACCGUGUUUCAUGUCGUCAAGGGUACUCUCUCAUCUAUGAAGAGGCGACAUUUCGAGUCGAUGCCACACCAAAAAAUGGGGUAGAUCAUUUGGAUACUGAAACAGAAUCAACAUUCCUUUCUGACCCCCAAGAUCAAAAUUACCAGGAUAUUCGUUGUCUUGAUGGCACGUGGGAACCCUUAAAGCAUAUCUGUAAAAAAGAUUGUACCACUUACCAUGUACUGUCUCCUCAGUACAAAGUUUUGGUUGACGACUCCUUUCAUCCUCCUGCUUUCACUCAUGGCAUGGUAUUACCCGUGAAAUGUUCUGAUAAAGCUAUUGCUCUUAGCGGUGAAACCACUGGUACUCUACGUUGCAAUGACGGUCUUUGGGAAAUAGACAAGUUAAUGUGUACUUUAACGUGUACUCCGUAUUCUUCUUUAAACAGUUUUUACAAAGUAUCCCUAGAUUCCAAUGACCCAUUAAGUUUGUCAGCAGGCUUAUUGGUUGGAGCCCGAAGAAUCAUAAGCUGUUCUCCUCCGGCCACGUCUGGAAAAGGGCCUGAAACAGUGACUGUUGUUUGUGGAGAACAAGGCUGGAGCCAACUACAACUUGAAUGUCAUGUAGAAUGCAAAUUGAGUACUCUAAGAAUGCAUCCCAGUUUAACUUUACGCAAAGAAAACUUUUUACAAGAAAAUGUCACAGGUGCACAGGAACCGGAUACUGUUGAACAUGGGAAAUCGUUGACUGUGGACUGCUCUUCAGGAUACAGUCAAGGAUUUCCGUCCUUCUCCUCUCUUCAUGAUAUCAAAAGUACCACCAUUCAAACAAAAAAUUCAACUGUCCGUUGCCAGGAUGGAGAAUGGGUAUGGAUAGAAACACCUUCUUGUUUUAAAAAUUGUGACCCAUUGGUUCUACAAGACAAUUAUCAGGUGGAUUCGGUCGCCGGCGAUUUCACCACACAUGGAUCAUCUGUCUACAUUAAAUGUAAACAAAUGUUUCAUGAUCAAACAUUAGAGUUCAAUUAUAAUAAAAGAGGACAACCACCUAUAGAAGACAAUUCACAACAAAUUUUAACUUGCAAUGAUGGAACCUGGUCUACCUUGUCACUUGUAUGUCGCAGUCCUUGUAAAAGACCUGAAGUACAAUUCGGGUUAACAAGUUAUACGUCAAUUAUUCACCAUGACGAAACUGAACACCUAAACGAACUGUCAACAAAACCGUUGUAUGUGCCGCAAUUAUUUUAUCACGGAACGAUGGCAUCAUUAUAUUGUUCCAGUACCAGUGAAAUUAUAAAAGGAACACCAGGUGAGACAAUUCAAUGUAACAAUGGCAAGUGGGUUUCAGUUGAAUUAACAACUCAUUUUACCAAAACUGAAGAGGAUGUAACGGAACAUCAAAGUCCUCUCCUAAAGUGUCAAACAAGGUGUGGCCCGCAUUUAAAAGAUACAGAACGUUUUAUUUACGCAGGCGGAGAUUAUGUACUAAGAAAACUUGUGCAAAACCCUUUAUCUGAAGGAUCCAGUUUAACACUUUUGUGUCAAAAAGGUUUUUCUCCUGCCCUUCCUAGUACACAUUCAAAAGGCAAAGUGAUUUGCCAAGAUGGUCAACUUGUAGAAGAAGGACAUUUGACUUGUAUGAAAAUUUGUGGUCAACCAUCUUUUAGCGUCUUAUUUAUAAGAGGAUACAACCUAACAGAUCCAACAAUUGUCGCAGUGGAUCAUCUUCAAAACGUUUCGUUAAAAUGUCGCGAUUCUUUUGAGCUUCAAAUCCAUACGAAACAAGAUGACUCAGGCAUGGUUGCUCAAUGUUUUAAUGGGAAGUUUCUAUUACCUAAAAGUAAAUGCGGGCCAUCAAGCUGCUUUGAUGGUGAACGAAAUGGAGACGAGGUUGAUGUGGACUGUGGUGGCACCCAUUGUCCUGAAAAUCGUCAGGCUUGUCCUACUUUAAGUAGAAUUUCUUUAACAGAAGAAGCCUUAGCUACAUUUCAAUGUCAUGAUCGUCAAAAAAACAAUCAUGAAGAGUCAAUUGAUUGUGGAGGCGACCACUGUACUCCAUGUGAACAUUGCCACGGUUUACCAUUCCUAUUACAAACAGGAAUGAGCUGGACAACUGAUAAGGGGAAAACAUUACAUCAUUUUAUCAAAGAUUCGAGCGAUCCUCAACACGCUUUCAGUUUUUUUAUUGAGGGAACUUUAUUAAAUGUCAUGUGCUCUCCAGGUUACGAUCAAAUAUCAUUACCUCCAGUCCUAGGAUUUCAAACGUUUCGUUGCGCUAAACCCAGUAAAACCCAGUCAGCUGAGUGGAUAUUGGAAGGGUCACACAAAUUCGUUUUGCAAUGUGUUUCGCCAACUUGUUUUGAUUCGAUUAUGAAUGGAGAUGAAGAAAAUGUUGAUUGUGGUGGAAGCUGUGAACAGCCCUGCGGAACAUGUGAUGAUCAUAAAAAAAAUGGAGAUGAAGAAGAUAUUGACUGUGGUGGAAGUCGAUGUCUUCCCUGCGAAGGGUGUUCUAUGGCUCCAUUAAAAACGCUGGAUAAAAAAAAUUUGUAUAUUACCGUUCGUGAUAGUAAAGGACAUAUUGUUGAUUUCAAUCAUUCUCUUCAUGAAGCCGCAACACAACAUGGUAAUGAAUGGAUUGUUACCUGCCGUCAACAGAAAAAUCAGAGUAUUUCACUUCGUUGUCGUAACGGCCGUUGGAUUGAUUCACAUGUUUUUUUUACACGUGAAACAACAGCAUUACCAUCUUAUCAAGAAACUCUACAAAAAUUAUCCUGUUAUCCUUAUAAGACGUCUGGGGUUAACUCUUUAAGAGAAACUGAAAAUUCCCGUAUAGCUUUUCUUAAAAAGAUUUUUUCCAUACCUGUGAUACCAAAAGACCCUCAUUGUAGUCAACGACAUAACGACCUAUCCGAUGUUGAUAGGGAUAACAAAUAUUGUUGUACGCUCAUUUCCAAAUUUAACAAAUUUAUGUCCAGUGAAUGUGGUGCUCUAGUCUUUAGUAGUGGUGAUUCCAAAAUGAAUGCUUUUUGUACAGGGUAUUGUAAAAAAGAUAUUCAAGCACUAUUUAGAGAUUUUAAAGAGAAUGGGCGUCCAAAAUGUGCAAAAUUAAGUUUGUUUGAAGAAAUGAUCGAAAUUUAUUGCUCGACAAAAAAAGAAUCCACAUCUAGCGACCAUUCAGACUCGAAAAAACCGAUAUUCUGUUUCACAUUUGCUAAAACAGCACUGUCAAAAAUCAAAAGAUUUCAAGAUCUUUCAAAAUCAUUUUUAGAAGAAGCUUGCUCACCUAAAAGUUGUGUUCGUUCUCUUUUUCGAUACAUGGAAAUUCUUUCCUUAUUAUUACCGACAUUACAUGAUUCACAUUCUUUUCAAACGGGUAUUUCUCGUACCCUUGAAGAAAUUCAAAAUAAUCCCACUCCUAUAAUUUUAACAGGUUUAAAUGAAUACAAUGAAAUGAUGCGUCAACUUUUGACGAACUUUAUUAACAUUUGGUUUCAAGUUGGCAAUGAAACAAUAACAGCAACAGUUCCUUCGACCAAACCUCACGCGCGAUGGCUUCAAGCGCACAAAAUAAAUCCUUUUAUCUCUUCAUUAAAAACAUUUUCGCUACUUUCCGCUAAGGCGGUGUCUGGAAAAUUGUUGGAUUUUCUUUGUUUAAAGGAUGCUAAAGGUCAAUCUUGUGGUUCAACUGUUAUGUCUUUUUUAUCUGAUGACCAAAAACAACUCUCAGCAUUUGCUCAAAUUUUAAGUUUAAAAUCCGAUAAGGCUUGCACAUCUUCCAAGUGUUUUUGGGAAGUCACCCGUUAUUUGGGACAGACUAUGUAUUCGGAAGGUUUGCAUACUUUGAACCCUUUAUUAACAACAUUUGGAUUAUUAGUUCGUAUGUAUGGAAGGGUAGCAUGUCAAACAUCCGAAUCACAUAAAAGUUGCGCUUUAUCGUUGGGUUUAAACAUGACCGAUUUAGCAUUUUAUCUUCCUCCUCAUUUUGAAAAUCAUUUUUUCACCACUCGACAUUUACAAUCGUUUCCAACUGGAAGCGAAACAACUUGUCAGUGUCCAAAAAUAUUUCUUGGAGAUGGUUUAUGUGAUACAGAAUGUUUCAACUUUGCUUGUUCUUUUGAUAAAGGGGAUUGCCAACUAGGAAAAAUGUUUCCUCACGUUCAUCAACUUUUGAAUGCUAUUCUACCCUUAACAGAUACUUGUCAUCCUUUUUCAUCUUAUUUCACUUGUUCUCGAGACUCUUCGGGAUGUUAUCAUCGUAUUAUCGAAAUCAUGAAGGCUGAAGGCUGUUGUGCUAGUGUACGAUGGAAUUCAUUACGUGAAAUCCUUUUAGCGCAAAGUCAUCUCGAGUAUUUAGUUGAACUAAAAGAAAAAAAACAAUCCAGUGUUAAAACAUUAGUUAGCUUAAAUUUACAUAAAAAAAGACUAGCACGAGAUUCUUCCACUGGAUUGGAUGACGAAACAACUAAAGAUUUCAUUCUACACCGUUCAACGCUUUGGCUUGAAACAGUGUGUCAAUUAUCAUUGAAUGCAGCUUGUGCUGGAGGUUUAUUUCGAUCGCAAAUUCAUUUAAAUUUCAUUCUCAACUCUAUACAUUAUGAUCCUUUGUUUACAUAUUCAAGUUACGAAGAAUAUACAGAUUUGUUAAGAGAAAUGUUACGCGAAGUUGUUUCAAAUGUAUUGGCUUUGCCCUUAAGCGAUAUUAUUGAAAUGCAAUUCUGGCCUUGGAACAUUGAUGUUCAAAUUGUCAUCGAUCCAGGUGUACUUGCAGGGGAAGUUAGAGAGAAUUUAAAAAAAGAAAUAAUGAAUGGAAAUUUAAACUCUUCUUUAAAUGAGGGAGUUAAACUUUUUUUAAAUUAUAUAAAAGAACGUCAUUUUAAACUUUAUAAAAAAAUUAUAUUUUUUCAUUCAAAAAACAAACCACCUAAAACGCGGUCUUUAUUCGAAUCAUCUAUUAGCAACAUACAAAACGUGUCUUUUAUAAGUGACCUUUCUAUCGAUGAGAAACGCGUCAAAGAUCUUCCUUUAUCGUUAAGUCAAAUUCGAAAACCACCAAAACAAGGGACGUUUGAUAUGAAUACAUUAAAGAAUCAAUUAUUCAUGGAAGCGUGUCAUUCUUUACCUCAUCUAAGUUUACCAGAAGAAUUUUCAAAAAACUCAUUUGAAGAUUAUUCUCAAUUUUAUAAUAUCACUCUUUUUAAAAAUUAUAAAAAUUCUAUAGUAACGCAAGAACAAGUCCUACCACACGAGUCUCAACUUCAUGUAGCUUGUCAGCGUGGUUAUACACAAUCUUUUCAUUCUUCAGGUGCUUCCCCUCAAACAUUAGUAUGUGAAAGAGGUCGAUGGAUUUUGAAACAACCUCAUGAAACUUUGAUUGAAUGCCGCCAACCUUGUGAACCUUAUGAAGUCUCUGAUAAAGGAUUCGAUCCUUUAAUUUUUUCCAUUUCAUCUGUAGGAGACCAUCAAGAUGGUGCUCAACGUAUCAUUCAAUGUCAGAAUGGAUAUGUUGCCAUACACAAAAUGGAAUCAAGUGAAACAUUGGUUUGUCGUCAUGGAGUAUGGGAUCGACGAUCCCUUGACUGUAUUCCAAUAAAUCAAAUACAAAAAACAUCCAAGACUGAAAAUGUUGUAUGUGGAGAUAUCUUUUUAAAAAAUAUAUUAGAAUUAACAUCUUCAUCACAAAACUAUUUUGUUAAAGAACUCUUACCAAAACAAAUCGUGAAUGCUUUGUCUAUACAAAACAGUGAUAUAAGUCAACCUACAACCAUUCAAUUAUGGAAGUUAUCAUGUACUCGAGGAUAUACGCCUUCAGAAAAUUCUGUACCUUCUUUAACCAUUGCUUGUAUGAAUAAAACAUUUUUAAGUGUUAUGGAUUUACCCGUGACAUUAAGGCAACCAACUCAUAGCGUCAAUCAAUCCUAUAAUUCAUUUGAUACUUUCAAAAACUUGCUUGAACAAAAAAAAUACCGAGAUUACGUUUUUCGUUUAUAUUAUGAAUAUUCGCUUCAAUUCCAUUCAAUGCAAGAAACUCCACCGUGGAUCACAUUAAUCACUUCAUCACAACCACUCUCUUAUUUUCAAUGUUUACCUGAUAUAAAAAAUCUUGCUUAUAAUUCCAAUCAAAAUCCACAUUUAUCUGAAUUUUGGUUUUAUCUUAUUUUACUCUUAGCAACGUUUGCUUUUAUCGUUUUAAUUGUUAGUCUUAUUUACUUGAAACGAACAAACUGUUUCCGACGACCUUUUUUUGAGCAACCUGAUCCAACCCUACACACUAUACAAACAAAACGCAGUCAUGAGUUGAAAACUAAGACAAACCAUAAUCAACAAACACAAGAUACCGGCUACUCUAGAACACAACGUACUUGCAAUUUCACAGUGGAACGUGCUAUGGAUUUUCAAACAAAAGACAUUCCAUCCAGUUCCCCUACAUCACAACAAUUCAGUGAAACUCAACUCACACUUUUACAAUCAACUUAUCCAAAACAUUUGAAAACAUCCUCCUCCAAGCUUUCCUACAAAGCUAAUAAUUUGUAUACUACCCUUCCUACUACAACAUCUAUAUCAAAACCUUCUCAAGAGACUUUUAACCUUGUUCAACCUUUAUAUAGUAAAAAGGUACCCACACUUGAACAAACCUCAAACCGUUCGACUUUAAGAAAUAAAAGGGCUCGUUAUCACCUCAAUACAAACACGACAAGUCCACCCACUUCUUUUUAUGAAGAUCCUUUAAGUACUACCUUUCAUGAGUCCAAUGAUUUCAUUCAAGGGUUCACAACAGCCAGUGAAUCUCAAAGAACCGCUAAUGAAUCACCUUAUCUCGAGACUACUUUAACUAAAAAAAUGAGUGGUUUUUUUAGUCUUUCCAAUUCGUAAAGAGUUUAUAAGAUUUUCGCUUUUUUUUUCUUCCCUUUAAACGAACAAAAUGUAUGACUUUACCAAAAUUGUUUUUCUCUUAAUUGAAUGGUGAAAAACCUUAGUUAAAACAUGUUUGUGCUAUUUUAAAAUGUUUCUUUUAGUAACACAAUAAAGGAAAAAACAAAAAACUACCUUUUACUGUAAUCUUUUUUUGUUGGUAUAAUAAACUGCGGUCUUAUUUUAAAGAAAUUUUCUUUUCGUCAAGUCAAAAUUCUUGUCAAGUACUCUACUCAACAAGUCUUCAUCAACAGUCCAACAUGCCUUGUUUUUCUCUAUUGAAUGACCGAAAUUCACUCUCAAGAUAUAUUUUCACGCACUUGACAAUGACGGAAAAUUCUCUCUUCAUACACCUUGUAGUUUAUAAUCAACAAUAACAAUGUCUUGAUCCAAACAGAGGAUCUCUGUAAACAGGCUAGUUUUCACUGACAAUAUUUAUGUAGGUUGACGUUUUAAAAAAAAAAAAAACGAAUGUGAAAAUACAAAAAGGUCUUAUUUUUCAUAAUCAUUACCUUCAAGUGACAAAAUUUUGUAUUUUUUAUGUAAGAAGGGUGUAUUUUUUUUUUUCAGACGAGUAACAUUUGGGGGAGCCUAUAUUUUACGCAUGCAUGUGUAGUGUGGUGAAAUUGACUAAUUCUUUUUUUCAAAAAAAAAUAAAGAGAAACUUGAAAGAAAAUUUUUUAAAUUAUGUUAAAAAUUUUUUUUUAGACUAUAAAUUUUUAAAAUGAUACAUUAUAACUUCAUUCCAUUCUUUUACUUUCUCCAUUCUCAAUAAUUCUCAAUAAAACAAUUCAUGCUGAUAAAAAAAUAUUUUACCAUAAUGCAGUGCUAUUGUUGUGAAAAGAAAAUUUCACUUCAUAAGAAAACUGAAAUUUUAAAUGGUCGUGAUAUACCCUUUCAAUGCAUUCUAACAGAGUUUCAUUAUCGUUGGAAUCAAGCAACGUAUCGAAAAGUGUUAAUAUUUCGUGCUGGGCUUUUUCUAACAAUUUUUACAUUCUUUUUUCUCAUGAACGUCUUUCCGAAAUUUGAUAUGUUUAUACUUAAGGAUUAUACAAACAUUUAUGAUCGAUUUCACAUUAUGUCUAAUGGAAUAAAUAACUCCUUUCUUUCUUCCCCGUUAAAAUGUUCAAUCGCAACGUUUCUAGCAUCCUUCUUAAUGGAUAUUAUGCUACCGCUUGCUUUUUUGCAUUACGAGCCAUCAUACGAACAAUAAGUAUUCUUCCUAUGCCACCCAAUUAUAUUUGGACCACACCCACAUUUAAUGGUAUAGCUAUACCUUCUGUUACAGUUUCUUAUCAGAAAGCCGAUGAUUUUUUUUUUUCUGGUCAUAUUGGAUGUGGUGUCAUUUGUAUCUCAGAAUCAAUACAUGACUCUUCAUGGGUCUUAGCUGGUUUCUUUACAUUUGUUACCUUAUUUGAAUUUGUGGUCAUGUUGAUAACAAGAGCGCACUAUUCAAUAGAUAUGAUGACUGGUGCUAUUGUAGCCUCUUGGAUUUAUAUGUCUUGCCUUACUAUUGAGCCCUACUUACAAGAAUUUUUUAGUUUACCCUACCGCCCUAUAAUUCCAAAUAAAAAUGUACAAAUGAACUCCGAACCUUUCCUUUAGAAACCAAAUUAUUUUUUUUGUAAAAAAUUUUAUUUCUCAAUUGAAAAAAAAUUGUUUUACGUUGACAAAAAUCCAUGUCGAUUUCAUACAGAUAUUCUAGCAAUUCUACUAAGAACAACACGUGCUAUAGGUUUUUGUUUUUUUCACGGAUUCCAGUUUUCAAUAAUUUUUCACGUCUUCAAUAAUAACGAAACCUAUUAUUUUUGGAAUCUUGUAUACAAAACUAUCAAACAUUUUAUCCGAUUUGGCCCCAAUGUAUUCAAAAUUUUUCAAAUACUGAUCAGGACUAUGUGUUAUCGCGUCAAUUUUUUUUUCAUGAAUAAAAAGCAUCAACAAAAACUUAAAGAUUUGUUUUUUUGAAUGCUUUUAAUAAGUUAAAAAAUUAAGUGUAGAAAAUAAUUAUUUUAAUUAAUAAAAUAU
Hylaeus volcanicus is the source of this 11162-nucleotide messenger RNA. RefSeq lists its product as uncharacterized. The record is from RefSeq and is a predicted model, not a curated record. The transcript is spliced from 18 exons. Bases 18 to 9098 code for a protein of 3026 amino acids. Lineage: Eukaryota; Metazoa; Arthropoda; Insecta; Hymenoptera; Colletidae.